AUGGGGAGGGCCAUCACCCCAGCAACCAGUCUGGCCCCGCCCGCCAGCCCCCGGCCCCCCAAGAUUCUAAGUUCCAUUGCUAGGGAGCCCCUGAGCCACCGACCCCGGGACCCCGACUGGGGACCCGAGGCCCCGCGACAGGGAGAAGCCCAGGGUGGCAACAGCAACUCCCGGGAAGGGAGCGACGUCUGCUGCCUCAGUUUCCCCACGUGGGGAAGGACCCCGGGCUGGGGCCCGAGAGGCCCAGCAGGCGUAGGCUGGGCGAAGGCGCCGCUGCACCGUGGGCCCCCCUGGCCUCGCGCAGGUGUUUGCUGCCUGGUCCUGGUCGCGCUGAGCCUGUGGCCGGAGAGAGCUGCGGCCCCGGGGCCACCGCCGGGCCCCCCUCGGGCCUCUCCAGACCCUCGGGCUGAGCUGGACAGCGCCGUGCUCCUGACCCGCUCGCUCCUGGCGGACACGCGGCAGCUGGCUGCCCAGCUGAGAGAAAAGUUCCCGGCUGACGGAGACCACAACCUGGACUCCCUGCCCAUCUUGGCCAUGAGCGCGGGGGCGCUGGGAGCGCUGCAGCUCCCCGGGGUGCUGACGCGGCUGCGGUCCGACCUGCUCUCCUACCUGCGGCACGUGCAGUGGCUCCGCCGGGCGGGUGGCCCCUCGCUGCGGACCCUGGAGCCGGAGCUGGGCGCCCUGCAGACCCGGCUGGACCGGCUGCUGCGCCGGCUGCAGCUCCUGGCAGCCCGCCUCGCCUUGCCCCAGGCGCCCCCGGACCCGCCGACGCCCCCCCUGGCGCCCCCCGCCUCGGCCUGGGGGGGCGUCAGGGCGGCCCACGCCAUCCUGGGGGGGCUGCACCUGACUCUCGACUGGGCGGUGCGGGGCCUGCUGCUGCUGAGGGCCCGGCUGUGAGCACCUGGCCGCGGCCCCUCCAAAGCCAGACCUUAUUUAUUUAUUUAUUGCGGGACUGGGGGUGCAGCAGCCAGAAAGCACCCCUGCGAGCUUCCCCUAGCUAGUGACUGCCCUCCAGGAGUCCCUGGCGGGGCAUGUGCCUUAUUUAUACUUAUUUAUUUAAAGGGUGGCAGGAGGCAGGUGGACACGGCGCCCCAAGCGGGCGGGAACUGGAGUCCCGGGCUCUUGGGGCUCUGAGAGCUGUAGCCACAGCGUCUCCCUGGCCUGCGCCCCUCAGCCGAAGGAACAUAUAUAUUAUUUAUUAAAUGACGACUUUCUGUUGGGGUGGGGCGGGAUGGGAAAAGGAGGCCUGGCUUUUUGUACAAAACAGAGUGAGAAGCCCGGGUGGGAGAGGGUGGCUUACACGUGUCCUCCUCAGCCACCUCAGGCGAUUUCUCUGGGGCCUGGGGGCUGCCAGUUGGGGUCCCCAGGGCAGCGGAGGGGAGAACACGGCUCUGACGGGCUGAGUCUGAGCCUGCUGCUGCCCAGCACUUGGCAGGCACCAAGAAAGAGUCCAUGGAAGAAGGACCACCACGAACAACAGGACAGAGCUCCCGGCGGGCUCCAGGCGGUUUGAACCCGCAGACAGGAAGCGACGGGAAGCCCAGCACUGCGGGGGGGG
This is a messenger RNA of Talpa occidentalis (Iberian mole), 1558 nucleotides long. It is a transcript of the gene IL11, whose product is annotated as interleukin 11. The record is from RefSeq and is a predicted model, not a curated record. Gene Ontology annotation, cellular component: cytoplasm. Lineage: Eukaryota; Metazoa; Chordata; Mammalia; Eulipotyphla; Talpidae. The coding region runs from base 1 to 897 and encodes 298 amino acids. Gene Ontology annotation, molecular function: growth factor activity; cytokine activity. The transcript is spliced from 6 exons. Gene Ontology annotation, biological process: positive regulation of cell population proliferation; positive regulation of MAPK cascade.